Molecule: messenger RNA, 1836 nt
Organism: Mycosarcoma maydis (corn smut)
Lineage: Eukaryota; Fungi; Basidiomycota; Ustilaginomycetes; Ustilaginales
Exons: 1
Coding region: 1-1836 (611 amino acids)
Biological process (GO): carbohydrate metabolic process
Source: RefSeq, a predicted model, not a curated record
AUGAAGUUGGCCACGCUCGUACCCUUUACCACGCUCGCACUAGGCUUCAGCGCCAAUGUCGUGAUCACCGGUGCUAGUGCCUCUCCCAUGCUCUCCAUGGAUCAGCAAACUUUUUGUGCAUACGAAGACAUCAUCUUGCGAAACGCCGAUGGACGAGCGACCGAAGACGCCUAUGGAGACCCGGAGUACAAGUGGCCAGUUGUUAACGCAUCGCUCGCUCUCGACAGUUUGCCCGAUGCGCGACCGGCCGUCUCGUCUCGGCGCUUCCGUUCGCGUCUGGUGGAAGCAGAGAUCCGACGUAUCACAGCCAAGAUCGCGGAUCCUGCGGUCAAGCGCAUCUUCACCAACGCAUACCCGAACAGCCUCGAUACCACAGUAGCCUGGACCGAUUUGCAGCUCGACAAUCCGGACUCUGCUACGGCUUUCCCAAGAGCGUUCAUCAUCACAGGUGACAUCCUCGCCGCGUGGCUGCGUGAUUCUUGCAACCAAAUCUUCACCUACCUUCCUCUACUCGAGUCACCACCCAACCCGUAUCAGGUCGGAGAUCGAGACUGGUUGAAGCUGUACAGGCUUGCGCUGGGAGUUCUGUACCAGCAGUCGCAGCAAGUGAUCACCUAUCCACUCGCCAACUCGUUCGGUCCACCGAAGAGCGCUACGAUCACCAACAAGAAAAACGCGGCUGUAGGCGAUGGAAUGGAUGCAGACUGGGUUCAGCCCCCCGUACCGCGCACCAAAGCACAUUAUCUACCUCAACCACCGCGCAAUUAUUCCAAAGUCGACGGUACAGACGGUGUCUACCUCUGGGAAACCAAGUGGGAAGUGGAUUCGCUCGCGGCGCAUCUUCGAUUGGCUUCGCUCAUCGCCGAGUAUUCGAAGCGCACCGAUUUCGUGAAAAACAAGCUGUGGCAACGCGGUGUUCGGAUGGCGAUCGACGCUCUGCGUUCGCAACAACGUGGUUCGGACGAGGAACAGAUCGCGUACGCCGCGUCGAACGAUACCACAGUGUUGCCUGCCAACCUCACCACGACGGAUAGCGAGUGGGCGCACAGAUUCGGGACACUCCAGGGUGGCGUGUACAGGUUUCAGCGAAUGGACCGAUCUGCGACAGAGACCAAGGCGGACAAAGGUUGGGGUGAGCGUGCCAAGCGCAAUGGAUUAGUGAAAAGCAGCUUUCGGCCAUCGGAUGAUGCGACCGUGUUUCCGCAUCUGAUUCCUUCGAAUGCGCAGCUUGCUGUAGCGCUGGAGAAGCUGGUGCCUUUAUUGAAGGAUGAGCAAGCGAUGAAGGAUGUUGCCGAGAACGCCGAGCGGUUUGCAUCAGAAAUCCGCUCUGCCAUCACCCAAUACGCGAUCCGCCCGAAUCAUCUUGCUGGCGGUGAGAUGUUGGCGUACGAGAUCGACGGGUAUGGAAGUACGUAUUUCAUGGACGAUGCCAACGUGCCGUCGCUUCUGUCGCUACCGUAUCUGGGCUACCUCGACGCCAGUGAUGUCGUCUAUCAACGUACGCGUGCUUUCGUGCUCUCUGCCUCGACCAACAAAUGGGCCUUCCGCGGCGCCCACUUUAGCGGCAUAGGUGGCGCGCAUGUCGGCACAAACUACGCUUGGCCCAUGUCGCGCUUGAUGCAGAUCCUCACCUCCACCGAUCCGCAGGAACAGCUCGACGCUCUCGCCUCGCUCCGCAAUACAACCGCAGGUACAGCGCUCAUGCAUGAAAGUAUCAAUGUCGACAACUCCACCGACUUCACUAGACCUUGGUUCGGUUGGGCUAACGGCCUGUUUGGUGAAGCUGUUAGGCACAUCGAAAACACCAAUCCGCACAUCCUCGCACAUACGUACUAG